Molecule: messenger RNA, 2470 nt
Organism: Annulohypoxylon truncatum
Lineage: Eukaryota; Fungi; Ascomycota; Sordariomycetes; Xylariales; Hypoxylaceae
Product: CDP-alcohol phosphatidyltransferase
Exons: 4
Coding region: 633-1907 (424 amino acids)
Biological process (GO): phospholipid biosynthetic process
Cellular component (GO): membrane
Molecular function (GO): phosphotransferase activity, for other substituted phosphate groups
Source: RefSeq, a predicted model, not a curated record
GUCAAGUCAAAUGGAACCUGCCAAAAGAGAAGGAAAAAUAGGGGCACCGUCGCGCAACGGUCUAAUUUGAUAGGUCAUCUAACAAACCCACGUUCUCGGAUUCUGCACCCUAUUUGCAUAUAUUUACGUAUUUUGCAUGUGGAACCGCUAGAAAGAGCCCAGAAGCGACGAAAAUCAUGGCCCCACUAUACCGACCGCACCCUUCAAUGAGAUUUCUACCUUUCACAGCAACCACUACACCGACUUGCCGACUUUCCCUAUACAACCUUCAUGACACAGUUGUGCCACUCGCUACCGUCCACCAUCGCCUACAUACUCGUCUGGAGGAUCUUGUCUGCCUACUAGAAGCAUCUCAUGGAGUCGACUCGGUCAACUAGCAGUUAGUUAACCGUGGGAGUGAAUAUUUUCCCCCAAGUCGACAAGUUUCGUCUAUCUAAGAUCUUAAGAUCUAAACCGGCGCAGUCGAAAAAAAGUUCCAUGGUAACUAACCUGCAUUCGACACCACGUUACUAUACUGCCGAUUUUUACCGAGUCCUCGCUAGCUCCGACUUUUUCUGCAUCCUUCGCAUCUGAGCUGAUCGCGAACUAUACGUUGGUUUUUCCUGCGAAGCGGACAGAGCUAGCCUUUCACGAUGGCUCCGAACAAUAGUAAGACUGCCGUUGCCGAGUGCAUCUCGGACGAUGCCCUCAUCCACCUUAAAUCCUAUAAAUACUCCGCUGUCGAUAAGUCGCCGGUAUCGAAUUAUAUCCUUCGUCCAUACUGGAAUGCCGUCGUCGAGCUCAUGCCAUUAUGGCUAGCUCCUAACAUGGUGACCCUGAUAGGGUUCUGCUUCAUUCUAGUAAAUAUCGCUUUACUGGUAAUAUUUAUGCCGGAUUUAGUUGGACCGGGCCCGUCAUGGCUGUACCUUAGCUUCGCAUUCGGCCUCUUCAUGUACCAGACCAUGGACAACAUCGACGGAAAGCAGGCGAGACGAACAGGCACUUCGAGCGGUUUGGGAGAGCUCUUCGACCACGGCAUCGAUUCCUUGAACUGCACCCUCGGCAGCUUGUUAGAGACGGCCGCGAUGGCGCUGGGAACUUCGAAGUCGGGCGUCUUCACCGCCCUAUGCCCCUGUCUACCUAUGUUCUUCUCAACGUGGGAAACCUACCACACGCACACUCUAUACCUAGGCUACAUCAACGGCCCGACCGAAGGCCUCCUCAUCGCAUCAUGUCUCAUGGCGAUCUCCGGCAUCUACGGACCCGGCAUCUGGACGGAGCGCAUCGUGGACAUCGUGGGGAAGAAGUACCUCUUCGGCUACGAGGAGCUCGUGGGCGACCACUCGGUCCGGGACAUCUGGAUCCUCAUCAUCGUCGCCUCGCUGGUGGUUGGCCACAUGCCGUUCUGCGUGCUCAACGUGGUCAAGGCGCGGCGGCGCAACAAGCUGCCCGUGCUGCCCGUCUUCCUCGAGUGGAUCCCGAUGGGCGUGUACACGAUCUCGAUCGGCGCGUGGCUGUACUCGCCGCACUCGACGCUCCUGCGCGAGAACCACCUCGUCCUUUUUUGUCUGACCAUGUCGCUCGUCUUCGGCCGCAUGACGACCAAGAUGAUCCUCGCGCACCUGACGCGCCAGCCCUUCCCCUACUGGACCGUCAUGCUCGUGCCGCUCGUCGGCGGCGCCGUCGUCGGCAACCUGCCCCGCCUCGGCCUCCCCCCAAUCUCCGCCGACCUCGAGUACUACUACCUCUGCGCCUACUUCGUCUUCGCCUUCGUCGUCUACUCGCGCUGGGCCUACCUCGUCACCACCAGCAUCUGCAACUUCCUCGGCAUCAAUUGUCUUACCAUCCCCUACGAGAAGCAGAUGGAGAACAAGCGGAAGCUCGGCCUCCUGAAGAACGGCGACGCGAACGGGAAGAAGUCGCAGUAAAAUGCCACUUUAACCUCCCCUACUCUCCUACCUACUGCUAAAAGAUAGAGAAUAGUGGGCUCGAGCCCGCAGUGGAUGAUUUGAUUGAUGUACGAUUCUGGAAAUACCACCACCAUCCCCCCCCUUUAUUCCGGGAGAACGCGGGGCCCUUUCUGCAUACGGUCGGGCUUGUUCCCCCCCUUUUACGUUGUUUUAAUAGAAACUUAAAAAACUGGAGAGAAACCUGGCUAGGGAUAUACUUCGCUGUAUGUAACGUAUUGGCUAGGCAAAUGGAGCUAGGGAGCUACGGUCAGGGAAGGGAGGUCGCAUGCAUCGACUGUCUUAAUUGCAAUAGAAAAGAGAGGGGAGCGCAGCGUAUGGGGAGGGACUGAUGCUGAUAUGGAUCUCCUCUCAUCGUGGCGUGUUUUGACGGCCGAGGUACCCCUUGGGUGCCUGCUAAGGGAUAGAAAGGUGAAGUAGUAUUAAUGAGGCGCCUAGUCCAUCGCGAUGCAAUGCGAUGUAGAUAUCGCAUUGUGGUGAUGGGGUACGCGGGAUAAAGAGAAAUGAUAUGAACAAUGCUCCUA